Molecule: messenger RNA, 305 nt
Organism: Strongylus vulgaris
Lineage: Eukaryota; Metazoa; Nematoda; Chromadorea; Rhabditida; Strongylidae
Source: the annotation of a GenBank genome assembly
AUGGACAAAAGCCCAAAACCAACUGUUGAGGAGACUGUAGAAGUGACGAAAACAAGUGAACAGACGUCUCCCGAAACAGCUACGCCAGAGGAGAAAUUACCAACUCCUCCGCCUUCACCAGUAGAAGGGGUGGAGGAACCGUUUAAGGUGAAGAAGCUCACUGAAACGACGGACAAAGAAGCCGGAGACUCUCUAAAAGUUAAAGAUGUGAGUUUUUUUGAGUUUUUGAGCUUUUUAGCAAUUUUCCUUGAACGCGGAAAGCGCGCAAUUUCCAAGAAACUUGUCCAUUUCCAUACUGGCUGAUA